Messenger RNA from Penicillium cinerascens, 2385 nucleotides. RefSeq names its product MHYT domain-containing protein. The record is from RefSeq and is a predicted model, not a curated record. The coding region runs from base 1 to 2385 and encodes 794 amino acids. Lineage: Eukaryota; Fungi; Ascomycota; Eurotiomycetes; Eurotiales; Aspergillaceae. The transcript has 4 exons.
AUGACGAGUGCAGGCACUCAAGAUGCGGGCCCCAUCCACAGUUCGUACCUGCCCGGAUACAUCUUUCUCUCAUAUGUGAUCAGCUCGAUGGGAUGUGCAACUACGCUCGAGCUUCUGCACCGCAGGACAUCAAGGUCCGGAUUCUACAAUUGGUAUCUACUCCUUACCUCCUCUAUCACCAUGGGUGGCAUUGGAAUCUGGUGCAUGCACUUCAUCGGCAACCGCGCCAUCGUCCUCGGCGACGGGGCACAAAAUAUCCAGAUCCUGUAUAAUGUGGCCUUCACCGGAACAUCCUUCGUACUUCCUGUGGUUGUACUGCUUGCCGCCUUCUAUUCCAUUGGUGUCGAAGAGAGACCGACUUACAUUCGUAUCUUGAUCGGAGGCUUUCUCACGGGAAGCUCAGUCUGCGGUAUGCACUACGUCGGCCAACUCGGAAUUGCAAACUACAGAUGUGCGUACAAGGUCGCCAACGUCGUCGGAUCUGCAGCCAUCGCUAUUUUCUCCAGCACUGUAGCUCUGGGAAUCUUCUUCCGGUGGAGAGCAUCAUGGACUGAUAGUUGGUGGAGGCGAGGUAUCUGUGCCUGUCUACUUGCUGCCGCCGUGUCGGGCAUGCACUGGACAGCGGCGGUUGGCACGAUCUACACAGAACGUGUCGAGUCGAUCAAUCAUGGAACCCAGUUAUCUCGAAGCCAGACAGUCAUUGUCUGUGCUGUGCUAGCUUGCGUGGCCUGUGUUAUUCUCUCCGCAUGUGCCAUCGUGGCCGGUGGCAACCGACGACGAUCGACUACUCGCGCACACCAGCUCGUCCUCGCCUGUGCCUACUUUGAUCCCGCCGGUCGAGUCAUGGUCACUCCACAGGCACUCCUGCCACUUCGGAAGGUCGUUGAUCACUAUAUCGGACGAACUUUCAAAGAUGACGACCUGACACGCACCCACCCUACCUUCCUCUGGGCCUUCCGGGCAAGUCGAAACUGGCCCGUUGUGAAAGACCUAAUCCCCUUUAUGCGAAACCGUUUGGAAUCCGAACAACGAGCCAUUCGAAAGCACGUUGUUACUCGUGGAGUGGUCAUGGACAAGGAGACGGAAUUGCAGACCGACUUUGAUACCCUGUUCAAGCAGCUUUUCUGUGUUACAGCCCAGGAAAUUUCCGACGAACUUCGACAACCGCUGCAAGACCUGGGAACGCUUUACGAUGAUGUUCUUUCGACGGCUAUCCCCGUCUCGCGACUUUCUCGGGCCAUGGGCCGUUCGUCGCUCCGCACAGGCAAGGGCCAGCUCAUGUUUAGCGUUCGACAAAUUCAGAAGCAUGAAGCAACUCGCUUCGCCUCGAUGGGCUUCCGGUUCGCAACUAUCGAGCAUGUCACUUCGGCGCUCUCCCGUCGUAUUCAUGUCCCCGAAACGACUCUCCUCGAGCGCCUGCGGGAUAUGCGCGAUUAUGCAUCCUCCAACCGUACCUUCGGAGAGGGUGUUCAUCUCAUCUCGUUUGUGAUGCGUCCCACCGUCGCCGACCAUUUCGAGAUUCUCACCACGAAGGGCACCGGCAACCCACUGCCAUCCACCACAUUGCCGAUGAAACGUCUACAGGUGCAGCAUCUCGACCUGAUUUCUCAUAUGGAGGGCUGGUCCAUGAACACGUGCUUGAAAUAUCUCUCGUCGCCACCUGCUAAGCAGGACGACCUCGCCGUCGACGAGUUCCGCCGACACCUCGUGGAGGGAAUCGCCUCUCUCGCAGAAACACUCCCGGAGGAAAUGCGUACAGCCGCGCGCUUCUCUGCACGACCUCUUGUAACGCCAUGCCGCACCGCAAAUCGACUCUCCGAAGAAGACCUCAAAUCGCAACAUUGCACCCUCCUCACAUUCUGCGUCGUCGGCACUCUCGACACACAGGUCCCAAACACAGACUUCACAUUCACCCCCUUCCGUCUCUUCCGCGUACAACAGCAAGUAAACGACAGCAUCGCCGACCGAGAUGGGUUCACCCGCGAACUAAGCCAGGAACUCUUCAUCACCGACGUACGCUCCGGCUCCACAGCCUCAGAAGCAGACCUCCUCGCCUCAACAAAAUCCGCAUUCCUGCGCCUCUGGCCUUCUCGCAAGCAAUCCACAAGUGGAACAACCCAUUCACAGGAGUCUCUAUUUGACAAAACUACUUAUGCUCUGGGCGAUAUCACCGUGCAGAAAGAAGUUCGCGUUGACGUCAGCCGACUCAACGAGAAUGCAGCUCACAAUCCAGUUGGCACGCAUAAUGCUGUUAUUGCCGCCGGCGAUGCAGUUAACACGCCUACCACAUACGUCGAUGAACUGUACAGUCUAUGUUACGAGCCUGGAAUCCGACUCCGGCCGAAUUCGACAUUGCAGCACACGAAGCACAAAUCCGAAACAUGA